GGGUGCCUAUACGUUAUAUUAUUUACUUUUCAAUUUCAAUAUUUGGUAUUUGGGGAUAAUUUGUAGUAAACGAUUAAGCAUAUUUUAUUGAUUCUCAAAAUCAUGGAUAAUGCUUCAAGCAGCUCCAGUGCCUCUGAGACAGAUGAUCUUGAUGCAGAUCUAUUUGAAAAUAGGAAUGGUAACUCAACUGAUAAAAAGGCUGUUUUAAAUGAAAAGGAAACUCGGCUUCAGAACAAGUUUAAUUUAGUCCAACAACAAGAAAGGUUUACUGCACUGAGAGAAAAAGUGGAGCAGAUUAGAUGCCGUGCUGCAAAACGACAUCAAAUAACUGAGGAAAGAAAGUCUCGUAAGUUGGUAAAAAGGGCUUUAAACGGUCCAGAAAUAAAAGAAUUAGUUGAAAAUUAUGGUCCAGUAUCCAAUUGUACUAAAGCUUCUAAUCCAGAAAAUACUCAGAAGUGGUUAGAAGUGAAACCAUUUUUGACUAUAAAUGAUCACUUACAGGGACCUGUAUCCCAUGGAGAUUGUGGACCAAAAACUGAACUAGAAUACAUGAUAGAAGAUGCAAUAAAAGAAGGUGACUUUGAAAAAGCAGAACUUUUAAGUGAUAGUCUUGCCAACAGACAGUUUGCUGUUAAAAUUGCAAAAGCAUUUGAAGCAAAAAAAUGUUCUGAAAAAUUAGAGCAACAAAAUGCUAUUAAAACAUUGAAAAAACAACAGAAAAUUCACUGGACUUUUGAAGCUAAAGAAAGGUGGCAGAUGAAAGGAAAUAUGUGAUCAGAAUACAUAAAGAUGUCUCUUCAUUUUGUGCUUUUAGACCUUAAGAUACAUCAUGUUGAAUAAAAUUAUCUUAUGUUUUUACUUAAAUUACUUUGUAU
Molecule: messenger RNA, 875 nt
Organism: Uloborus diversus
Lineage: Eukaryota; Metazoa; Arthropoda; Arachnida; Araneae; Uloboridae
Product: protein FAM204A-like
Exons: 6
Coding region: 103-774 (223 amino acids)
Source: RefSeq, a predicted model, not a curated record